This is a messenger RNA of Branchiostoma floridae (Florida lancelet), 1758 nucleotides long. Its product is annotated as cytochrome b-245 light chain-like. The transcript is spliced from 7 exons. Gene Ontology annotation, molecular function: heme binding. The record is from RefSeq and is a predicted model, not a curated record. NCBI's taxonomy places the organism in Eukaryota, Metazoa, Chordata, Leptocardii, Amphioxiformes, Branchiostomatidae. Gene Ontology annotation, cellular component: NADPH oxidase complex. Gene Ontology annotation, biological process: superoxide anion generation. The coding region runs from base 249 to 791 and encodes 180 amino acids.
GAGAAGUCGGUAGACCAUGACCUGACCAGGGGUCAAAUAACCAGGGGUCAACGUACUGUUGCCAGAAUCUUCACCUUGGACAAAGCUGCAAGAAACGCCAAAUUCUGUGCUUUUAGAAGGCAACAUUUGCAAGGGUAAGCUUAGCUCAUUUCCUGUCUGCUUCUGUGUAUGCAGGAAGGAAAAAAAAGAAGGAAACCCUCUUCACAACGAAGUUCCCGAAACGCUAGCGGGAAGGAGGAGGAGACAAGAUGGGGCAAAUCGAGUGGGCUAUGUGGGCUAAUGAACAGGCUAUCAUUAGUGCAUGGGUGAUGCUCACAGGGGGAAUCAUUGGUCUGACUGGGUUCAACAGAUGGGAGAUUGCUGCAUAUUCAGUAGCCGCAGGUAUCUUCAUCAUCCUUUUGGAAUAUCCCAGGGGUAAGAGGAAGAAGGGACAUACCAUCGAGAGACGGUAUCAGCAGUACUUGACACGUGUGAUCCACGCGUGUGGCACCAUCACCAGUAACUACUACAUCAGAUUUGUCCUCCAUCUUCUAUUGUGUGUGCCUGCAGGCUUCCAGCUCCCCACCAUCCUGGGUGCCCUAGGUCUCUUCAUCGCUAGCAUCAUUUACUUUGUGGCUGCGUUUCACGGGGAAAAGUGGCAGCCUAUCGGCAUCGACACUAAGGGCGCACCCAGUUCUUCCAACCAGACAGUCAUCACACAGCCACCGUCACAGCCGCCCCCACGGGCGCCGGCCCACGUCAGGCCGAAACGUCCGGCGCAACCGGUAGAAGGAGACCCGACCAUCCUCUAGCCUUACAGUAUUGUUUGUGACUAGGAUAGGCUGUAGGAAACAUGACGUAUGACUCGCUGAAUUCUGCUGAAAUUAUUCUUCAAAGCCAGUGUCACACAGAAAGAAAAUAGUUGACCAGACAAGUCAAAAGUCUCAAUCUCAAAAGGAUAUUUUUGGCUGAAAUAAGGCUGAUGGUCUUUCCACCACCACAGGAUCUUUAGGGAUCAACUGUUGUUCAAAGGCCACAGAGCCCAUCCAAUGUAAUGGUAGAUUUUCAGGGAUAUACUUUAUAUGCUUGAUUUUCUGAUGAUUUUGAAAUUCGGUGACCUUCUGUCAGUUAGCAAAGUUAUCUGAAGGUCAUUGAAUGUGUGAUGUUUGAUCUUUGCCCUUCACUAAGCAUAUAACUUUGCCUUUUUCUACAUAUCAGCAAGUUUGUAAAGGGAAUCCGUGAACUGGCAAGGCAAUGUAGAAAACAGUAAGACUAUUCUUAUGACUAUGUGUCUCCAGGGCUAUUUUUGAUAACUCAUAUCAUGGAGACAUUAGCGUAGAGUUGUGAAAGUCUAGCUGGAGAUAUUUGAGAUCUUUGUAAAAUAUGUAUUUUUAUAUAACCACAGGAAUUCUCUUACUCUCUCUUUGCUGGUUUCUGCUAACCAACAGCAGUGUUUCCUAGGAAUGGCGCUACAACAGGGAUGAACCGAAUUUCAGACAAUGCCUUUAGGAACUUGACCCUCUUUUUUGACCCAUGCUGGUCUUUGGGACUGAUCAAAUCAGGAUCAGUUCAAAGGUGCCCCAAGAUCAAUACCUGCUGUGGUCUAGUUCACCAUGGGUUAAUGGGGUCUGACAUUAACUGCCACUAGGGGUGGGUACCGAUACGGUGCACCGGUACAAAACCGUUUUUUUCUUAUUGGACCGGUCCGGGAAAAACUGACCUGAAAAAAUUCGGUGAACCGGAUGCUGGACCUAUUAGAAAAUAAACAGAUUAUAUGAU